AUGAUAGACCAUCCCGACUUCACUGCCAGCGAUGGCAUAGGUAACACGGUUUACCCGGCCUAUACAGCCGCCCCACUGGCCCGAGAAUUGGGUAUCAUGUUUGGAUUUAUCGGCUUAUCAGUGAUAACUAUGGGGCUAUACUGGAUUUUCUGGCAAGCCGCUCAAAAACGAAAUGCCACCAAGGAAGCCGCCAGGCUCGAGGCCAUCGCGGCCCGUAGUCGUGCCCGUGCAGUUGCGGAAAAGCAGCCAAUGCGGGAUGUCAACAAUAAGGAUAGGAUCCUAGAGGAACGCUAUAAUCUCAACGGUAGCAGUGGAGAGGCUAGAAGGCUUGCUUGGAAUGAGACGAUUGCCAACCGAGUGGGAUUGGGAGAGCUGGAGGAGGAUUUGGCGAUUUGA
Coccidioides immitis RS is the source of this 396-nucleotide messenger RNA. RefSeq lists its product as uncharacterized. The coding region runs from base 1 to 396 and encodes 131 amino acids. The record is from RefSeq and is a predicted model, not a curated record. The transcript has 2 exons. Lineage: Eukaryota; Fungi; Ascomycota; Eurotiomycetes; Onygenales; Onygenaceae.